ACAAAAGCAGCACAAUAAAGCCGGAGAGCUCGUAAAGGGUCGGAUAGUAUAUAGAUCCGACAUUGGAAACAGAAAAGCUUAACACUGAAAAGAAAGAUCAAGGCGGAGGAUAACGUGUUAGCACCAAGGACAUAAACUAGGAUAUCUGUACAAAACGGCUUAUUUUUAAUUAGGGCAGCGGUGUAGUUUAUAAAAAGCGCAGAGAAAGAUCGAUCAUCCGCGGGAGUCUCUUUGUAAUUAGAUGCGAUAGCAGAUUAAGUUCAAGAAAAUUAAUGUUGUAAUUCGAAACGCGUUGUUGUAGCGAGCGAGUGGGUAUCAUUCUCGGGAGCUUUGCUACAGAUACAUUUGUGUUCGGAUUAGUUUCAGAUUGUCACGUUGCUGAUAGGGAAUUGUUGCAAGUAGUAGUCAACGACAAAAGCAUUCAAUUAUAUCUGAACUAUAUGUAGUGUGGUAAGCGCAGGGCAGCUGUAACUGUAAUUGAAAAGUGGUUUAUGCAAUUAAGCACAGAAACUAGUAAACCACAGUAUUCCACGGAGUUUCGAUUCAUUCCACUUUCUGGGAAUUCCAGCCGUUGUACCAGGUCAGUGUGUGCGUAAUAGGAAUCUGCUGUUCUAGUCAGUGAACCUGUGGAUUAAGUCUGUUCAUCUGAUGAAAACCUGAUUUGAUAACAAGUCUGUAAACAUAUCUGAAAGUAAGCCGGGCACUUUGUUUUUUCAAGCGGUGUGUUCGCUUUUCUCCAAUACGGCUUGUGGACUGUGAGUGUGUUUUAGCAGGAGUGGAAGACUCGGGUGUUAGGACCGCUGGAUGUUUCGGGGCCCCCAGCAUUUGCAAAUGGCUUGUUGUCUGAAGGAUGAGUUGCUGUGUUCCAUCUGCUUGAGCAUCUACCAGGACCCCGUGAGUUUCGGCUGUGAGCAUUACUUCUGCAGGAAGUGCAUCACUGAGCACUGGAGCCGACAACAGCAGCACAGCACCAGAGACUGUCCGGAGUGCCGCAGGACCUUUGCGGACCCGCAGCUCUCCCCAAGCCUCAAGCUCUCCAACAUUGUGGAGAGGUAUUCUGCCUUCCCACUGGACGCCAUCCUCAACGCCCAGCGGAACUCGUACCCGUGUAAGGACCAUGAGAAGGUCAAGCUCUUCUGCCUUAGCGACAAGAACCUUGUUUGCUUCUUCUGCGACGAGCCAGCUCUGCACGAACAGCACCACGUGACCAGCAUCGACGAGGCGUUCGAGGAAAUCCAGAGGGAGAUGAAGGAGCAGCUAGUGGCCCUGCAGGACAGUGAGGGGGGACACAUGGAGGCCCUGCAGCUGCUGCAGAGACAGCUCACUGAGACCAAGUCGUCUGCAAACAGCCUGCGUGCCACACUGGCCGAUGCGUUUGAGCGACUGCACCGGUUCCUGCGCGAGCGGCAGAAGUCCAUGCUGGAGGAGCUGGAGACAGACACGGCACGCACGCUCAGCGACAUCGAGGACAAGAUUCAGCGCUACAGCCAGCAGCUGCACGACGUCAAGGAGGGGAUCCAGAUCCUGCAGGAACGCCUGAACGAGAGCGACCAGCACGGCUUCCUGCAGGGGGUAGCCCUGACCUCUGAGAGAAUUAAAGGGAAGAUCCAUGAAACUAACCUGACAUAUGAAGAUUUCCCCACAUCCAAAUACAUGGGACCCCUGCAGUACACAAUCUGGAAAUCCCUCUUCCAGGACAUCUCGCCAGUGCCGGCGGGGCUGACGCUGGACCCCAUCACGGCUCACCAGCGCCUCAUCCUGUCUGACGACUGCACCAUCGUGGCGUACGGGAACCUGCACCCUCAGCCGCUGCAGGACUCCCCGCGCCGCUUCGAUGUGGAGGUGUCCGUGCUAGGCUCCCAGGGCUUCGACUCUGGUGUGCACUACUGGGAGGUGACAGUGUGUGAGAAGACGCAGUGGAUGAUCGGCCUGGCCCACGAGGCGGUGAGCCACAAGGGCAGCAUCCAGAUCCAGCCGGCACGCGGCUUCUACUGCAUCGUCAUGCAUGAUGGGAACCAGUACAGCGCCUGCACGGAGCCCUGGACCCGCCUCAACGUCAAGACCAAGCUGGAGAAGGUGGGCGUCUACCUGGACCACCCCAAGGGUCUGCUGGUCUUCUACAAUGCUGACGACAUGUCCUGGCUCUACACCUACCGGGAGAAGUUCAGUGGCAAGCUUUACCCUUACUUCAGUCCCGGGCAGAGCCACGCCAACGGCAAGAACGUCCAGCCCCUGCGUAUCAACACCGUCAGACUAUAGGCGGGAUGUGGGGUAGGGUAGGGUGGGGCUGGGGGGGCGGGCAGUGUGUACAGACUUGAGAUCAAUUAUAAGUAUAUAAUUAACAGGCUCUGCUUUUACGGGUUACCAGAUUGAGGUAAAUACCAGUGCUGCUCUCCU
Molecule: messenger RNA, 2397 nt
Organism: Polyodon spathula (Mississippi paddlefish)
Lineage: Eukaryota; Metazoa; Chordata; Actinopteri; Acipenseriformes; Polyodontidae
Product: E3 ubiquitin-protein ligase TRIM62-like
Exons: 5
Coding region: 805-2259 (484 amino acids)
Biological process (GO): innate immune response; positive regulation of canonical NF-kappaB signal transduction
Molecular function (GO): protein binding; zinc ion binding
Source: RefSeq, a predicted model, not a curated record